AUUCCAGCAAUUUGACAGCUGACAUUUCUAUCGCUUCCGUUUAUUCUUCUUCUCUUUCUUUUUUUCUUUCUUUGACAACCAAGAAUCGCCAAGAUGGUCAAUGUGCCGAAACAGCGACGCACCUUCUGCAAGAAAUGCAAGUGCCACAAGCCACACAAGGUGACACAGUACAAAAAGUCCAAGGAGCGUAAAGGUGCGCAGGGAAGACGUCGUUACGACAGAAAACAACAGGGUUUCGGCGGUCAAACUAAGCCCAUCUUCAGGAAGAAGGCUAAGACCACCAAAAAGAUUGUGCUGCGUAUGGAAUGCACGGAAUGCAAGUACCGCAAGCAAACACCUCUAAAGCGUUGCAAGCAUUUCGAGCUGGGUGGUGACAAGAAAAGGAAGGGACAGAUGAUCCAGUUCUAAAUUACUCGCCCCCAUUACCACGCUACCUUUAUUUUGUUUUUCUGUUUGCUGUCAGUGCAAAGAUUGAAUGCGUUUUGCUAUAGUGAAUAGCACUACAACCAAUCGCCUGUGAAAAAAAUGCAAAUAUAGUUUAAAACAGUGUUUUAUACCUAAACAUUGAAUUAAAAGAAAAUUCAAUUUAA
Molecule: messenger RNA, 590 nt
Organism: Rhagoletis zephyria (snowberry fruit fly)
Lineage: Eukaryota; Metazoa; Arthropoda; Insecta; Diptera; Tephritidae
Gene: RpL36A
Product: ribosomal protein L36A
Biological process (GO): translation
Cellular component (GO): ribosome
Molecular function (GO): structural constituent of ribosome
Source: RefSeq, a predicted model, not a curated record